This is a messenger RNA of Mesorhabditis belari, 1731 nucleotides long. NCBI's taxonomy places the organism in Eukaryota, Metazoa, Nematoda, Chromadorea, Rhabditida, Rhabditidae. The record is from the annotation of a GenBank genome assembly.
AUGAUUUUAUUUCUUCUAAAGUUGUCAAUAUGUGCUUUCUCUCCUUUUCUCGUCGCUGAAACGAUCCCGAAACCAGCGAUUCGUGUGCGGAUGAAUCACGGGAUUUUCGAGCAAGCCUCCAAUAUUGUUGCCGGCUUGGUCGAGUACGAGACGCCGCGAAUCCGAAUCCCCAGCACUCAGCAAUGUUUCGCCGAGGGUUGUGUGCAGAUUCACUCAUUUCGGGUAACCUCUUUCCGGCAACCGUCGCUCGUCUCACUUGCUCCCUAUCCACCAAAUCAAAUGCUCCUCCGGGUGCAGGAUCUCGAUUUCUUUGUCACCGGUUCGCUGGGCGGUUCAAUCAAUGUCAUUUUAACUUUUCCAGUUAGUGGCACCGUUUACACAUCGGGCCGCUCCAUCUCGAUCUCAGCCUAUUUGGACCUGCAGAAAUCGGUCGACGAUCGGCCGUAUCUCAGAUUUUUAUCGUGCCAGAUUGAUGGUGGCACGAUUGAUACAAGAGUCGCCAAUAUGGGCCUCUUCACCGAUACGAUCAACACGAAAUAUCGGGGUCAAAUGACUAGCCAAACCCGGCAACUACUCCAAGAAGCUAUUUGCGCAAACAUUCACCGCUUGACCCAACAACAUUUCUCGGAUCGAAUGGAAAAAUUUCCGACAAGUGUCUCAGCGAAAACCCUUGUCGAAAUGAUGCUCAAGCCAAGUUCGAAGAGUGGAGAAGCACGCUUCAAACGAUCAAUGCCCGAAAUGACGAAACAACGAAACACUCCAAAUGACGAUUCGGGAAAGUCGGCUGGCAUGCAAGAUGACGAGCGGAAACAACGCGAUGCCGACCAGGAGGAAGAGCAAGCUCGCGCCGUCCGUCUCAGCAGCGACGAGGUUUCCCGCUUCUUCAACUAUAAUCGCUUAAAGCACCUUUUUGUCGACGCAAAUUUAUUGGACGCGGCGGCAAGUUACGAUGAUUAUUCAGUGGGCAUGAGCGGAAAUGUCUUCUCGACGAAAGAUCAGUCCCCGAACCCUUUCUUGCCGCCAUUCCCUUACCGUUUACCCAGAUCCUCGAGGGAACGAAUGCUCGAGAUCGGAAUCGCUCAAUACACACUGAAUUCAAUGUUAUGGCAUGCACAUCGCACGAACUCGUUGCUGUUUCAUGUGGACUCAAAAACACCGAAAAUAGGAGCGCUACUGAAAACGACUUGUACUCUGGAUGAGGUUUGUCUAUCCGAUCAAAUCGAGGAGGUUGGUCAGAAAUUCCCGGAUCGACAACUCGAAUUGAUCAUUCGUACCACUCAGCCGCCGAAUAUUACCAUUUCUAAAGAAAAAGCGAUAAUGACAAUGGAGGGACGGACACUGUUUUUUCUAGAAGGCACUCGGGAAAAGGUUGGUGUGCUUCCAUUUGCCGCUAAAAUUCUCGUCAAAAUUAACAGCCACGGCUCAACAGUGAAAGGUAGCCUUAAAAUCGAGGAUUUUCGAUUCUUGAAAGGCGUUGACUUUUUCGGAUUAAAAGUCGAGGAUUUGGAAGGGUUUAAGAAUUCGAUAAAAGGAACAAUGGAGAACAUGGUGAACAAAGCUCUAGAUGCUGGGAUAUCGCUAAGCACUGAGGAUUUGAACCUCCCUCUUCGCCUCUCGUCGCCAAUCAUUUCACUAGAAGAUGGGAUUCUAAUGCUUCAAGCAAAUCUCGAUUUAUACAGCACUCUCUAUCAAGACACCCCUUUUCAAUCAUUUUUCUUCAAGUAUCGUCAC